Esox lucius (northern pike) is the source of this 5634-nucleotide messenger RNA. RefSeq names its product microtubule associated serine/threonine kinase 3a (gene mast3a). Gene Ontology annotation, molecular function: magnesium ion binding; ATP binding; protein binding. The transcript is spliced from 27 exons. Bases 380 to 4516 code for a protein of 1378 amino acids. Lineage: Eukaryota; Metazoa; Chordata; Actinopteri; Esociformes; Esocidae. Gene Ontology annotation, biological process: peptidyl-serine phosphorylation; intracellular signal transduction. The record is from RefSeq and is a predicted model, not a curated record.
CUCCUCCAACCGAUGGGCAGACACAAUCUGCGCGGUGUUGUUAGCUGUUGCUGAAAACUUUGUAGCGUGUCAGUAAACAUGUUUUUGCUAAUUUAGACAAAUUCCACAAUAUAGUCCGCGAAAGACAAUGAUUGUGCUCCAAAAAAUUCGCAGGGAAGAAGUAAAGUGAUGUGGGUGUUCGUCUACAGCUCGUUACUUGCCUAAAAUGCCACGAUAUGGAAAUAGAUAGCGCCAAUGCCAACCCUUGUCGGAGUUUCUGGUUUCGGACACCGAGUACUCUUCCCAACAUUUCAGACGAAGUAACAGCUAUGCUUUUCAAGAUAUAGUUGACUUUUUCCAAACGUGAUACAAAUAUUACUUUGCAUCCGUCUAAUUCGUCAUGUCAGAUCAGAAUUACUACUGGACCGUCCUGCCCAGUUACAAAACAAGUUUUGUGACUGGGGCCAUGAUGAAAAGAUCAAAAAGUUGCCGUAACAACAAGAGGCGGAGUCUGGCGGUCGGGACCCCGUCACCUACGCUCUCGCGACCACUCUCGCCUCUCCCCCUCACCGCAGCUGGAAGUAGUCCCCAAGAAAGCCCCCGAAAUGUCUCCUCUAGUGCCUCAGCCAACUUCCAAUUUGCGCGCAGUCACCUGGCCCGCACAGAAAGGGCGGAUGGGCGAAGAUGGUCGGUGGCCUCAGUUCCCUCGUCUGGAUACGGUACUAACCCUCCCAGCUCCUCCGUUUCUUCUUCAUCCUCCUCUCAGGAACUUUUGCACCAGCUGCCCUUCCAGCCCACGGCAGACGACCUUCAUUUCCUGUUCAAACACUUCCGGAGCACGGAGAGCGUGCCAGAUGAGGAGGGGAACCCCUCGCCCCCCGUCCGGCUACGUUCACGCAGUCUCAGUCCCGGUCGAACAUGUGGUACCUUUGACAAUGAAAUUGUAAUGAUGAAUCACGUCUACAAAGAACGCUUUCCCAAGGCCACAGCCCAGAUGGAGGGCCGUCUUUUGGACAUCCUCGCCGACUGCUCCCCGGACUGCCACCUCCCUCUGGCUGAUGGUGUACUGGGCUUCAUCCAGCACCAGCUAGUGGAACUGGCCCGCGACUGCCUGGACAAGUCCCAGAUGGGCCUGGUAACCUCGCGGUACUUCAUGGAGCUGCAGGAGAAACUUGAGAAGCUACUGCAUGAGGCUUAUGAACGUUCUGAGAGUGAGGAGGUGGCCGUCAUCAUCAAGCUGGUGAAGAAGAUUCUCAUUGUCAUCUCGAGGCCGGCCAGGUUGCUGGAGUGUCUGGAGUUUGACCCGGAGGAGUUCCUUCAUCGUUUGGAGGCAGCGGAGGGCCACGCCAGGGUGGGCCAGGUCAUCAAGACUGACAUCCCCCGCUACAUCAUCAGCCAGCUGGGUCUCAACCGGGACCCACUGGAAGACAUGGUCCAUAUGGAUCAAACCAGCUCAGGACACCACGGAGCGACCUACAGGGAGAACGAUGACGCCUUGGAGGGCCGGGCUGCCUGCACUCCUCCUCGCAGGAAACCGUUAGAAAGUGACUUUGAGACAAUCAAGCUCAUCAGUAACGGGGCUUAUGGCGCUGUGUUCCUGGUCAGACAUAGGGAGACCCGGCAGCGUUUUGCCAUGAAGAAGAUCAACCGGCAGAACCUGAUGCUGAGGAACCAGAUCCAGCAGGUGUUUGUGGAGCGAGACAUCCUGACCUUUGCGGAGAACCCCUUUGUAGUCUCCAUGUUCUGCUCCUUCGAAACAAAACGGCACCUCUGUAUGGUGAUGGAGUACGUGGAGGGUGGGGACUGUGCCAACCUGCUGAAGAACAUGGGUCCUCUGCCUGUGGACAUGACCCGGAUGUACUUCGCAGAGACUGUCUUGGCACUGGAGUACCUCCACAACUAUGGCAUCGUACACCGAGACCUGAAACCUGACAAUUUGCUGAUCACAUCCAUGGGCCACAUCAAGCUCACUGACUUUGGACUGUCCAAGAUUGGCCUGAUGAACAUGACCACCAACCUGUAUGAGGGUCACAUUGAGAAGGACACCAGGGAGUUCAUAGACAAACAGGUGUGUGGUACUCCUGAGUACAUUGCCCCCGAGGUGAUCCUCAGACAGGGCUAUGGGAAGCCGGUGGACUGGUGGGCCAUGGGCAUCAUCCUCUAUGAGUUCCUGGUGGGCUGUGUGCCUUUCUUCGGGGACACGCCCGAAAAGCUCUUUGGACAGGUGGUGAAUGACGACGUUGUCUGGCCUGAGGGUGAGGACGCCCUGCCCGCUGAUGCCCAGGACCUAAUCACCAGGCUGCUGAGACCGUGUCCUCUGGACCGCCUGGGGACUGGGGGCACACUGGAGGUCAAGAUGCACAUGUUCUUUGUGGGUCUGGACUGGAACGGGCUGUUAAGACAGAAGGCUGAGUUCAUCCCCCAGUUGGAGACUGAGGACGAUACCAGCUACUUUGACACCCGGACUGAGCGAUAUAGUCACCUGGGAUCGGACGAUGACGAAGAUGAUGAUGAGACCUGCGACGAAGACACAUCCCUGGAGCUCAAACAGUUCUCGUCUGUGGCACAUCGCUUUAGCAAGGUGUACAGCAGCACAGAGCAUCUUUCCACAUCCACGCCGUCGUCGGAGCGCAGCCACAGCGAGGAGAAGGAGGAGAGAUGGGAGGGAAGAGCACUCCUCUCUCCAGGAGAGGGAAACAAACAGGGGGCAUGCGGGGACCAGAGGACGGAGACACCCAGAGGAGGCCUGCGCCCCAGGGCUUCCUCCAGCUCGUCCCAGUCUGAGAGGAGUGCCAACCUUCUGGUGAUGAACAGCACCCAGAGCCUGGAAACCAUGCCACGCUUUGCCAUCUCAGCGGAGGACGAGGAUGGCGUCGUCUCCAACCUGCGUCGUAUCCGUAUCCGUAGUAACAGCACAGGCACGCGGCCCUCUUACAGGCGAGGGGCGUCCCGUCGCAUCGGGCACCAGCUGGAAACCCCCGAGAAGCCCAGGCCCCCGGCCGGCUGCAAGGUCCCCAAGUCGGCCUCCGUCUCGGGCCUGUCCCUUGUCAUCACCCCAGACACCACAGAAGGCAUGCCCACCAGCCCCAAGUCGUCCUUGUCCCUCUCCUCCAACCCCUCAUCCCGCGACUCAUCCCCCAGCCGGGGGGACCUGUCCCUGAGCAUCAGCAGCCUGCGACCCCCGGUGGUCAUCCACAGCUCCGGGAAGAGGUUCGGCUUCGCCCUGCGCGCCAUCCGGGUCUACAUGGGUGACACGGACAUUUACACUGUGCACCACAUGGUCUGGUGCGUGGAAGAGGGCACCCCAGCCCACGAGGCGGGUUUGAGAGCCGGGGACCUCAUCACCCAUGUGAACGGGGAGUCUGUCCAGGGCCUGGUGCACACUGAGGUGGUGGAGCUGCUGCUCAAGAGCGGCAACAAGGUUAUGCUGCAGACCACGGCCCUGGAGAACACCUCCAUCAAGGUUGGCCCAGCCAGGAAGACCAGCUACAAGAGCAAGAUGGCCCGACGUAGCAAGAAGAGCAAGAGGAAGGACAGCCAGGACGGUAGACGGCGUAGCAUCUGGAAGAAGCUGUCCAAGCACACGCCUUCUCCCAUGCAGAGCAGUCGCAGUUUCUCGUCCGGCUUCCAGCAUUCGGUCUCCUCCAGUGACAGCCUGUCUGGCUCUCCCACCCAGAGCCUGUCGCCUGGGCCGUCCACACCCUGUCGCUCCCCUGCCCCCGAUCAGUCUGGAGACUCCAACUCCCCCCUGAGUUCCUCACCCUGCUCUAGCUCUCCCAACUCCCCCGUUCCCCAGGCCCGACCCAGCUCCCUCCACGUCCUGGGCCGCUACACCAAGGCGGGCCGCUGCAAGUCUACCAGCAGCAUUCCCCCCUCCCCGCUGGCCUGCAUCCCCCCGCCCCAGCCCCUCUCCCCCCAGUGCCCACCGUCCUCACUCCCCAGUCUGUCCAGGAGCCUCCAAGGUUUCCACGGCAAGACCUUGUCCCCUCCCACCGUGGCGCGGCACUCCGUGCGCCCCCGCAGCGCCGAGCCGCCCCGCUCGCCGCUCCUCAAGAGGGUGCAGUCGGCCGAGAAGCUCUCGGGGGCGUACCACGGCGACAAGAAGGCUUUCGCCACCCGCCGACACACCAUGGAGGUACCCCUGUCAGAAGGGAAGGGGCUAGAGGACGUGGAGGCGGGGGAGACUGCCACGGGGUUUGUCUGUGUGGGCGAGCAGCAUGGCCGCCAGGGUCUGUUCUUAGGAGGUCAGAGGAGCCACGGCGGCGAGCACCGCUCCAAGGAGGUGGUGGUGAUGAGAAAACUGGCCCUGUCUGAGAGGAGGGACUCCUUCAAGAAGCAGGAGGCGGUGCAGGAGGUGAGCUUUGACGACCCAGAGGAGAAGGAGGCCCCAAGCUCUGUGCUCCCUGUCAGGCAGUCACGGUUCAAGGCGUCAUGGAUCAACUCGGCCCAGCCCGACUGGGGCCUGGAAGUGGCGGGGCAAGGAGCACAGGAUACAGCGGGGCACAUAUCCAAGCCAAAGGAGAAGAAGGGCUAUUAGCAGAGCAUUGCUCCAGGAAGGUGAAAGGUCAAGUUAUAGUCUCACUCUAGAGGAGAGUAAGGCUACACAUUCUCCGGCCUCCGGCCUCAUCAAUAACCCAAUGAUUUGGCUUUUGGGGGAAAGGGAAAUAUCAUGUGACACGCGUUGCGGUUUUGGACAUUAACAAGGCAACACUCCAUCUUAACUCCUUUUGUGUUUACUGAAUUGGUUGAACAGUCCAGAAGUCAACAUCCCGUGACAUUUCCCUUCACGUCCAAGACCAGUAUGUCGGGAUCUUGUUGCAGGUGUUUCUUAAUGCCUGCAACGCCGAGUUAUAAAUUCGGACUGUCUACAGUAUGUGAGGGCCCUGCAUGUUCAUCCGCGAGAAUAUACUCAAGUUGAGCCAAUUUAGUCAGCGAAAGAGAGGGAAUCUAAAAUAAUAAUUGGCACAUUCCGCUUACAGUUUGCACACUACCACACUGUAAAGGGAACAGUUGAGUGCCAAAAUUGAUUUACAUCCCUCAUCCCUCCCUUUUGGAUUUAGUUUCACUGUAGCACUGAAACAUUAUUUUUUAAACUUUGUAAAUACCUUCUUUUUUUUGUUAUGAAUAACCUAUUUAUGAUGCUUUCUUUUUUGUUAAUUGUUUUUGUUUAUGGGGCUGAACAUGACAAUAUGCAUUAUUUGCCCUUCAUGUAAUGCACACAAUUGAAUUGCCAUUCUCUAGUAUAAUUGAUCGAGACGUGGAGAAAGUAAAUUUUAGAACAAAUGUUUGGAUGGUUGUAAAUGGAGACAGCGGAUGAAGCAAUUUUGUUUAAUUAUCUCUGUUAAAUUGAUCAACAUUUGACUUGCCAUUAUUCAUUAUUUAAAAAUAGGCUGUUGAUUUUUGUGUUUAACAUUGGCCUCAAUAACUUGAAUGUUUAUUGACUCAAAGUGUUUCCAAACCAUUAUUCCAGUCUCAUAAUUAACACACUAAAACAAAAUGUGGGUGGUAUUGAUUGGUAGUAACCGUUAUAUCCAACAGCACCUAAGAAAGGGUGUCACGCGGUACAAGAAGUAUAUGGCAUCUCAAUUCUAUAGGCUUUGUGCCAGGACAUGGAUUUCUCUAAAAAAAAAAAAAAAAAAAAAAAAAAAAAAAAUU